This is a messenger RNA of Bacillus rossius redtenbacheri, 1662 nucleotides long. RefSeq names its product derlin-2 (gene Der-2). The record is from RefSeq and is a predicted model, not a curated record. Gene Ontology annotation, biological process: endoplasmic reticulum unfolded protein response. The coding region runs from base 526 to 1251 and encodes 241 amino acids. The transcript is spliced from 7 exons. Lineage: Eukaryota; Metazoa; Arthropoda; Insecta; Phasmatodea; Bacillidae. Gene Ontology annotation, cellular component: endoplasmic reticulum membrane; Hrd1p ubiquitin ligase ERAD-L complex. Gene Ontology annotation, molecular function: ubiquitin-specific protease binding; misfolded protein binding.
GUACAGCGGUUCAGGCAAACAUCUACAGAGAUAAUUUCCAAGUACCAAGAUAACUUAAUCAGCAAAUUUGCUACAUUUAAGUGUGCCGGCUACACGAAUAAAACAAAUGAAUCUUGGUGUUACAAAGCUCACAAUAAAUUAUGCGGAAUGUUGUAGAAAAUAUUUGUUUAUAGUUUUAUGCCUUAAAUUUUUUUUUUUUUCAAUUCAAUAUUUACAUUUCUAGAAAAAAAAAUAUAUAAAACAAAAUUUUUAAUAUUAUAAAAAAAAACGUAAUAGGUAUCUAUUUCGUUCUUCAAUGCUUGACUCCGUUUAGUAAACAUUACAGCAGAAAUACUUUCUUUCUCAACGGGGCCUCAGAUUGAAUUGUAAAAUGUUCAUUGAAGAAUACUCUUCUAAUGAAUUCAUCUUUGUAAUUUCUGAACAAUUUAUUUGAAUCUAUAAGAUUAUGUCGCAAUAUAUAUGAUUUAGUAAUCCAGGACUGCUGUGAAUAUGAUUUUAUGACAUCAAGAGAAUCAAACAGACGCAAUGGCGUAUCAAACAUUCCGCCAAGAGUACAUGCAGAUGCCAGUAGUUACCAGAGCAUACACUACGGCAUGUGUAAUUACAACUCUUGCCGUUCAACUGGACCUUGUAUCACCAUUUCAGCUUUAUUUCAAUCCUAUUUUAAUUGCUAAGCAGUACCAGCUAUGGCGUCUUGUAACGACAUUUUUAUUUUUUGGGACUGUGGGAUUCAACUUUCUCUUCAACAUGAUAUUCACGUAUCGAUACUGCCGCAUGCUCGAAGAAGGAUCUUUCAGAGGUCGAACAGCUGAUUUCGUCAUGAUGUUCCUGUUUGGUGGUUUGCUUAUGAUUAUAUUUGCCUUCUUUGUAAAUUUAUUGUUUUUGGGACAAGCAUUCACCAUCAUGCUUGUUUACGUGUGGUCUAGAAGAAAUCCAUUUCUCAGGAUGAACUUUUUUGGAUUGCUCAACUUUCACGCGCCGUACUUGCCCUGGGUGCUUCUCGGCUUCUCCGUGUUGCUGGGCAACACCAUCUGGGUGGACCUGAUGGGCAUGGCCGUGGGACACAUCUACUACUUCAUCGAGGAUGUGUUCCCCAACCAGACCGGGGGCUUCAAGCUGCUCCGCACCCCGCAGAUACUGAAGACGCUGUUCGAUGGGCCCUCGCACGACCCCGACUACACCCCGCUGCCGGAGGACAGGCCCGGGGGCUUCAACUGGGGCGACCGGCCGAACCAGCCCAACGAGCAGUGACCGUGUCGCAGCGACAGACGAGGACACGUCUACGCGCCCGGCACGCGACGCUAAAGAAACUUGCACAAAACAUACGUUAAUUUUAGUCCAGAAAUUUUACUGUGCAUGUCACUCAGCACUAUCGGCCACUAACCGUGCUCCCUGCGAAAGUUAAAGGAUUUUACCGCCGUGCGUUUGUUUUCUUCUGGAUGAUCAUCUAAUUGAUAACUAGCGAUUGUUCCAGGUGUGUGGUCAACGAGUCAUGGUUACGUAGUGUUAAGUGAUCAUGCAUGUUUUAGUUUUUAAACCCAAGGAUUAUUUUUGUGUGCGUGUGUGUGUGCAGUUAUUCAAGUUGCCAAAGACUUUUAUAAAUGUGCUGCAUAUAAAAGAAAUGGUACUGUUUUGUUUUCGAAUAAAUGUUUUCUCUAAGAA